UUGCCCCGGGGGCCGGGCGGGCCCGGGGGGGGGCCGGGCCGGGGCCGCUUCACCGCCCGCCGGGCCGGGCCGGGCCAGCAGCCCCGGUGGCUGCCGCCCGCCUCGUGCCUGCCCCGCCAUGGCGCCCGGCUCCGAGCGGGUCUUCGACUCCCUGGGACACUUCGGUUUCAAGCAUGUGUGUAUUUUGCAUCUGUCUUUCAAGCUAUGUCAUGUGGUAUCCAUUACUUAUCAUCUGUGUUCAUGGCUGUUACUCCCAGCUUUGUCUGUGGGAUCCCUGGAAAUGUGAGUAGUGUUCUUUUCUACAACUCCUCUGAAUCCAGUAUAGAGGACAUCUGGACACUGUGGACAUCAACAGAAAAUUACAUUGUAGUCCAGCUGGAAAAUGGAGAAAUUUGGGAACUUGACCAAUGCAGCAGAGCCAGGCGAGAAGUGGGUUUGGGUCUGGCCUAUGAAUACAAAGGCAACAAGUCGGUGUUUCCUUGCUCUGAUGGGUUCCUCUAUGAUGACACCAAGUGGAAGAGCACGGUCGUUACGCAGUGGGAUCUGGUCUGCGACAGGGAAUGGCUGGCAAAACUCAUCCAGCCAACAUUCAUGCUUGGAGUCUUGAUUGGAGCAGUGAUUUUUGGUGACAUUGCUGACAGACUGGGAAGGCAGCGUGUGAUCUGGUUCACAAGUGCUGGUCAGUUUGUCUUUGGAGUGGCAGUGGCCUUCACCUUUGACUACUACAGCUUCGUGACUGUGCGUUUCCUGCUCGCCAUGGUUUCCAGUGGCUAUCUGGUUGUGGCUUUUGUUUAUGUGACUGAAUUUGUUGGCAUUAAAGCACGAACCUGGGCUUCUAUGCAUGUCCAUGCUUUUUUUGCUAUGGGAAUUAUGAUUGUGGCACUCGUGGGAUUUUUGGUUCGGACCUGGUGGGUCUAUCAGAUAUUUCUCUCCAUAGCAACAAUUCCCUUUGUCUUGUGUUGCUGGAUGCUCCCAGAAACACCUUUUUGGCUCAUCUCCGAGGAAAGAUAUGAAGAUGCACAAAAAGUAAUUAAUAUCAUGGCAAGAUGGAAUAAAGUAAGCACUCCCUGCAAAGUUACUGAACUGUGCUCAGUCCAACAAGAGGAUCUAGUCAGAGACAGAACAGGUGACAGUGACACGUCCUCAACAAAGAAGCACAACAUCUUAGACCUGUUUUGUAACUGGCACAUUGCAAGAAGGACCAUCACAGUCUGGCUCAUCUGGUUCACUGGGAGCUUGGGCUACUACGUCUUCUCCCUCAGUUCUGUCAGUCUAGGAGGCAAUGAAUAUUUAAAUCUCUUUCUCAUAGGUGCUGUGGAGUUGCCUUGCUAUAUCAUUGCUUGCAUUGGGAUGGACAAACUGGGAAGGAGAAACACACUCAUUCCGUUCCUUAUUUUAAGUGCAUUGAUCUGUGUUUUAAUUAUGUUCAUACCUCAGGAUUUCAAUAUAUUAAUUAUCUUAGCAAACAUGGCUGGAAAAUUUUCAAUAGGUGUGGCAUUUGGCCUUAUAUAUCUCUAUACAGCUGAACUGUACCCAACAAUUGUAAGGUCACUUGCUGUUGGAAGUGGAAGCAUGAUGUGCCGUGUCGGAAGUGUGGUUGCUCCUUUCUGUGUAUAUCUGAGAAGUGUUUGGAUCUUCAUGCCACUUUUGCUUGUUGGAAUCAUGGCUCUUCUGAGUGGAAUAUUAACAAUAAUGCUUCCAGAAACACUGGGAAAACCAUUGACUAAUACUUUGGUGGAAGCCACAGAAAUGGGAAGAAAGAAGAAAAGCUCUUCAGGAAAGACUCCUCCAGCACACAGUGGUGCAGCAUCAGAGAAGAUAGAGAUGUUUGGUCAAGAAACCCUCAGCACUGAGAAAUAAAGCAACAGCAAAAUGGCUCUUCCCAAUUUCAGUCAUUCACUGAUUUAUACGAUCUUUUUAUUCAAGAAAUGUAACUGUUCUAUAAUAGCUGUGCCUUUUACUUUGCAUCCAGUCUUGCCUUUUCAAUAGAGCAAACAUAUAAAACCUUUUCCACGUGACUGAGCUACUGCAGAAAAUUUAAUGGGAUUUCUAGAUUCCCUUGUCAAACUUACCCAGACUUCAGAAAACACCAACCUGACUUGCUGUGACCAGUUGGAAUAACUACUCCAAGUGCUGGAACCUCCCUGAUUACACAGAUACAGGGAAAAAAGGCAAAUUCUUUGCUUCAGAUUUUCUGCAGUUAAAUUUGUAAACCCACCACAAAGUGCCCUGUUGAAGCUGACAAUUACAGGCUGGAGGCUUCAAAACACAGUCAACUCAAACAGGUAGUUAUAAAUCAAGAGAGAAGCCUUAACAUCACAUGAAGUCAUAAAGUUAAACUAAUUUAUUCCUUUUUUUAAAUUAUUUCAAGUUUUCUACUAGGAAAGGUGCCGUUGCUAACCAAGUAUUCUGUGGAACAGCUUCUGACUGACAAAAUAAUACUAAGUUUGCAAAAUGUGCAAAUAGUUUGUAUACUAUUCAUUCUGUUGAAUGGCAAAUACGUUUUUAUUAGUGGUUUAGAAAAAACUGUUCACUGGAUCUACUGCUGUCUUAGUAAGUUCUUUUUAGUUUAGGCAAACCUGAAAUGCCUGAUGAAAGUCAUAUUCAUUCCAGACUGUUACGUCAGGGCUCCCCUUCUCACUUAUUUCAGCUCAGAUCAAGUACCAGAUUCUCCUUAACUUUUAAGAGCCACACCAGCAGAUGCCUCCAUCAAGGCCUCCUCAGUCCCCAGUGCUAAAGAAUGAGUGACAUCUGGGUCUUGCUCAGGCUCUCUGCACAGAGGUGGCCUUAGUUAUUAAUGAACAUAUAGUAGACACGGGAUCUGCAGAUUUUUUUUCUCCUAGACCAGCUGUCUGUAGCUCAUUUUUUCCCAUAUACCACAGAAAAUCAGUUAGAAAUACAUAAUUUAAAAAAUGGUAGCUGGAGAGCACUGAACAAUGGAGGAGCUACCAGUUACUCCAGUAAUUUUAGUCCAAGAGUGUGUAAAUGUCCCACUGUGCAUCACCUUGCUGGUGCAGUGAUUCUGCCCAUGGACCACAGGGAACUGACAGACAGGAAGGCAUCUUUCUGGCUGCUACUUCUAUGGCUUUCUGCCCCACCUCCCCUUUUUCAGUUUACUUCCAGACCUGGGAGUUUCUUCCUUGCCUGAGGAUCUGUAUUGUCUUCACUUGGCCACCUUUGGUUUGAGGGGAGCAGCGAAGGAACCUUCUGCAUGUGGAGGUUCAGACAGCCCCUCUCUUGCCUCAGCCCUGUCAUCCCUGGCUUUAAGUCAGAGUCUUCUCUUCUUAGACACCUACUUUCACACCAGCUGGUACGACCUGAUGAAGAAGACAAGGAGGAACAGUUUUAAGCUGCAAGAGGGGAGACUGAGGUGAGCCAUGAGGAGGAAAUUCUGGAAUGUGAGGGUGGUGAGACCCUGGCCCAGGUUGCCCAGGGAAGCUGUGGCUGCCCCAUCCCUGGCAGUGUUGAAGGGCAGGUUGGAUGGGGCUUGGAGCAGCCUGGGCUGGUGGGAGGUGUCCCUGCCCAUGCAGGGGGGUUGGAACUGGAUGGUCUUGAAGGUCACUUCCAACCCAAACCAGUCUGUGGGUCUAUGACCACAACAGAACAAGAUUUAGGUGUUCACUUAUUUGCCAUGUACCCCAAACAAGAUAUCUAUAUUACUGUAGGUAAACAUUCUAUAUGCUUUUGAGCUUAAUGGUCACUUUUCUCAGUUAUAUCUGCACAGUCAUAUUAGUUUCAAUUACUUCCAAAACCAGAGUCACAGCUGACAUCCCCAUAUAAGAGAUUUUUUUUCUUCACUGCACAGCCCUAGAGUGUUAAGCAGCGUUUUGGUCCUGGAUAAAAUCAUAUGCUGUGAGGACUAACAUGCUUCAAAGCAUGCGAAGUUCAGUGAGGUUGAGUUUAGGCAGUUCCUGUGUGCUACCUACACAGAGAGCAGCAGAAAGGGACCUUCCUGCUCCCUUCAGUUCUCUGGGUGUUGCAGCCCUUGCAGAGAGCAGCUCGGCAGGGCACGGCACAGGACACUGUGGCUUCUGUCCAGAUGCGUUGGCUCAGCACAAGCAUGUGCUUAGUAACCUUCCCCGUGUGAGUAAUCCCCUGGUUAUCCACAGAAUGACUGAACUCAUGCUCUGAUGGCUGAAGAUAAGAUUACUCACACACCCAGCCCCAGUAUUCUUCCACUGCUCUUGUCCCUCCCCACUUCCCAGGGCAGAACAACUCUCCCUGUCUCUGGCUCUGUUGCCAAAUCCUGCAUGCCUUGCCUUAAACAAGGGAUGAACCAUGCUAAAAAAGAAAACAUCAUGCAGUAGCCCUAACAAGGAAUGAAACUGGUAGUGUCUGCCUUUACAACCACCCCCUCACUCUCCCACCCCCCCGAGCUCCAAGCAAUGACAUUAUUUUGGGGUUCUUUCACACUGAUACUCCCUCUUUAGUUAUACAGGGUCCUGUCUUAAACUCCUUACUCUUGAGUGCUAGGGAAGAUACAGUGUAUUUCUAACAAGGUACUGAAGAAUAAUUAAAAUUAUUUUUCCUACUUCUUUUCCUGCUGGAUAACUGAUUUGGGGGCUAUCCUGCUAAGAAUAGUCAGUGCAUCUUCUGUGUUCCUUUGACUUGAAGGAUCCAGGAUGUGGUCAUCUAUAGUCAGGAUGCAUAAGGUAGAGAAAAAAAAAAUAGUAAAAACUGGAAUGCAUAAUAAUCCUGAGCAAUCCCUACAGGCUAAAACUUAACAAUGCUUCUAAAACCCAACGUAGCUUAAUGCUUUUUAACCCUGAAGGCCAGUUCCUCCUGUCACUGAGGUCAGCUGGUCUUUGGUCUUUGAUCCAAACGAGACCCGAAUUACCCUGAACUAAUGAUGUUACUUUUUCCCCUGGAAAGAAAAAGUUUCUUGAUCUAGAGGUAAACCUUGUGUGGUUUUAUGCAUAGAGGAUGCACAGAUUUGAUGCAUCUUAGAGGAUGCCUUGGGGUGUCCUUCGAUCUGAGGAAGCAUGUUGCUGUAAGAAAGGAACUAGCCUGUCUCUGUCCCUGGCUUUUCUGUUUGGUUUUUUCCAUAUGAAGAAAAACAUGUUUAGCACUAGUCACGUGUUAUAAAUGUAGCAUGGACAGGGUGAGUUGGUUUGUUCCUCUCCAAUAUUCAUAGAUUACCUAAAUCCUGUCGCAAGAGAUCACAGAGUUUGAGAACAAAUGCUUCUGUUCCUGUGGGGCACAUUUUCUUCUCAUAAAGAGGAUUCCUUUUCAUAGUUUAUCUGAGUUCUUAACUUAUUUUUUUUUGUAUGUUUUUCGUCUCUGUCUUAGUGCAAAUUUAUUGUGCUGAUCAAUGUCUCUGGAAUUAGAUAAUGGUUUUAUGAGAUACUGGAUUAGAAUUCUUAUCUGUCUUAAUUGUUGGUCACUGUUGCACAAUGACAAAUGUUUUUGCCCUAAAUUUUAUCUCCUAUUGGAUUAGACAGUCUUGCAGUUUGUUAAGGACAUACUUUCUGGGUUAAUGAACAAGAGCAAUUAUCACUAGUUUAAUGAAAACUAAGGAAAAGUAGUACAUAAAUGUGUUUCAGUCUGAAUCUGUAUUUUUAAACUAUGCAUUUUCUAAUUUUAAUAGCUCACUUCAAACUCUUUUUGCAAAUUGAUGUAGUUUAAACACUUAUGUAGGAAAAAAAAAAACAACAGCUAUGCAAACGA
Apus apus (common swift) is the source of this 5667-nucleotide messenger RNA. It is a transcript of the gene SLC22A16, whose product is annotated as solute carrier family 22 member 16. Lineage: Eukaryota; Metazoa; Chordata; Aves; Apodiformes; Apodidae. The record is from RefSeq and is a predicted model, not a curated record. Gene Ontology annotation, cellular component: membrane. The transcript has 8 exons. Gene Ontology annotation, biological process: transmembrane transport. Bases 205 to 1860 code for a protein of 551 amino acids.